ACCAGGAAGUGUUCGGAUAUAUAGGCAACACAGUACAAGUAUUAGGAGAAAAGAGAGAUAUAAACCCUUUGUGUGCCACCUCGGGACUCAUGGAAAGAAAAAAUUUUGCAACCCAGAGACACUUCAGCAAUUGCAGCAGCACAAGGAACAAGGGACUGGACGCAGAAAAGUUUGUUACAGUCAUGGAAAACAAGGAGCUAAAACCUGAAUUUACAGUAAUGCUUCAUCAACCACAUACUUCAUCUUUGUCUGCAUUUUCCCAUGUACCAGUGGAUAGAAAAAUACCUAAACAUUUGAGUUAUUUCUAUCAGAAAAAUAAGGAAGAACAUAUUUCUGCAUACGACUCCAUAUUCAAGAGGCCACAUAGUUAUAAUGAAAAACUUCACAGAGAUGACAGAAAGUAUGCGAAACACAACAGUCUGGAUCUUUAUACUGAGGAAGCUGCUCGUCCUGUGCCAGUUCUAAGCUCUUCAGAAUAUGGGAGAUACCUUCAGCGCAAUGUGGACAAUGUCAACAGAGAACAUGUUAGAAUUGGGCUUGUACGUAUGGACUUUUACCGCAAGAAUGGGAUCAGUAAAUCACUGGAGGAAGGCUAUGGCCACGUGGCUCCAUCAUGAGGGUACUUGGAGGUGCCUACUUCAAUACUUAAAAAUAAAGAUUACUUGAUCCUAAAUACAUGUUUUAAAAAUGAAUGUGUACAUAUUGCUUUGAAACCCAAGACCUUUUUAAAUUGAUUCAUUUUCCCAUUUUAAUAUAGUACUGUCAGAUCACUCAACUUGUUAACACUACAAAUAUUGUUUUUCUGAUUUAAAUGGGUACUAUAGGAAGCUGAACUUAUCAGACACUUUUCACCUGCCCACAGGAUUUGCAAAAAGUGUAUUAUUAGGGGAAGGGUGUGGGGGUUGGGUUGCAAGUGACCGCCCAUUCAGUCAAUCACCGGCAGAGGCGGGACAUCGCUGUAGCCGUUGAUUAGCUUAGAGGCCUGUAACUUACCUAGGUCCAGGACAUUGAGAGCCUAAGAGGGUUGAGAAUGGGCCUCAUACAGGAGAUUGCAGGGGGCCCCAGUGGUUGAAACUCCUGCGAUCAAACACUUAUCCCCUAUCCUGUAGAUAGUGGAUAAGUGUCUGAUAAGUUCAGUUCCUAGAGUACCGCUUUAAUAACUAAAUAAAUAUUCUAUUGCUAUAUAGUAAUGUGGGAAACAUAAUACUCACAUAUAGCAUGUUAAUUUAGCAAAUAUUUAGACAAAUUAAAUGUUGUGGUUUUUAUGAAUUUUGGGUUUGUGAGAGAGAAGCAGCAAAUGUCUAUCGAAAGUCUAUAAAAAGUUGUCCUUUUGUUUUGCUGCUUUCCCCAGUUUUGUGGUGGUACAUUGCAACAUGCUUUUUCCAGUCGCCACUGCACUAGUUUAGUUGGUGGUGGAAUGGAUGAGGGGUUUGUCUAUAUUGUGCACAGCCAUUCAGCCAGCCAAGAAAAAAAAAAAACUGAAAAUGUAGCCAGCACCUAAACCCAAUACACGGGUGCACGCUGCUGUGGCAAGUACAAAACAUGUAAAAAAAGAAAAUGGCAGCAGCACACUUGGUCAACAAAAUGGAGGCUCUUAGCGCACUUUUUGAUCAAAACGUGUCCCCCAUCCACCACGCGGAGGUGGCCUCUUAUCGGAUGGGUCCCUAAACACUCACCUACCUCAGGCUGGGUGACAUGUUGGAUCCACUAACGAUCCAAACCACCUCCUGUGAAAAUAGGGGAGGGGAUGCACGGCUACAGAGGGAGCCACUCCCCCCAAAUUUGCACAGCAAAGAAAAAAAAAAACUGAAAAUGUAGCCAGCACCUAAACCCAAUACACGGGUGCACGCUGCUGUGGCAAGUACAAAACAUGUAAAAAAAGAAAAUGGCAGCAGCACACUUGGUCAACAAAAUGGAGGCUCUUAGCGCACUUUUUGAUCAAAACGUGUCCCCCAUCCACCACGCGGAGGUGGCCUCUUAUCGGAUGGGUCCCUAAACACUCACCUACCUCAGGCUGGGUGACAUGUUGGAUCCACUAACGAUCCAAACCACCUCCUGUAAAAAUAGGGGAGGGGAUGCACUGCUACAGAGGGAGCCACUCCCCCCAAAUUUGCACAGCAAAGAAAAAAAAAAAACUGAAAAUGUAGCCAGCACCUAAACCCAAUACACGGGUGCACGCUGCUGUGGCAAGUACAAAACAUGUAAAAAAAGAAAAUGGCAGCAGCACACUUGGUCAACAAAAUGGAGGCUCUUAGCGCACUUUUUGAUCAAAACGUGUCCCCCAUCCACCACGCGGAGGUGGCCUCUUAUCGGAUGGGUCCUUAAACACUCACCUACCUCAGGCUGGGUGACAUGUUGGAUCCACUAACGAUCCAAACCACCUCCUGUGAAAAUAGGGGAGGGGAUGCACGGCUACAGAGGGAGCCACUCCCCCCAAAUUUGCACAGCAAAGAAAAAAAAAAAACUGAAAAUGUAGCCAGCACCUAAACCCAAUACACGGGUGCACGCUGCUGUGGCAAGUACAAAACAUGUAAAAAAAGAAAAUGGCAGCAGCACACUUGGUCAACAAAAUGGAGGCUCUUAGCGCACUUUUUGAUCAAAACGUGUCCCCCAUCCACCACGCGGAGGUGGCCUCUUAUCGGAUGGGUCCCUAAACACUCACCUACCUCAGGCUGGGUGACAUGUUGGAUCCACUAACGAUCCAAACCACCUCCUGUGAAAAUAGGGGAGGGGAUGCACGGCUACAGAGGGAGCCACUCCCCCCAAAUUUGCACAGCAAAGAAAAAAAAAAAAACUGAAAAUGUAGCCAGCACCUAAACCCAAUACACGGGUGCACGCUGCUGUGGCAAGUACAAAACAUGUAAAAAAAGAAAAUGGCAGCAGCACACUUGGUCAACAAAAUGGAGGCUCUUAGCGCACUUUUUGAUCAAAACGUGUCCCCCAUCCACCACGCGGAGGUGGCCUCUUAUUGGAUGGGUCCCUAAACACUCACCUACCUCAGGCUGGGUGACAUGUUGGAUCCACUAACGAUCCAAACCACCUCCUGUGAAAAUAGGGGAGGGGAUGCACGGCUACAGAGGGAGCCACUCCCCCCAAAUUUGCACAGCAAAGAAAAAAAAAAAACUGAAAAUGUAGCCAGCACCUAAACCCAAUACACGGGUGCACGCUGCUGUGGCAAGUACAAAACAUGUAAAAAAAGAAAAUGGCAGCAGCACACUUGGUCAACAAAAUGGAGGCUCUUAGCGCACUUUUUGAUCAAAACGUGUCCCCCAUCCACCACGCGGAGGUGGCCUCUUAUCGGAUGGGUCCCUAAACACUCACCUACCUCAGGCUGGGUGACAUGUUGGAUCAGCCAGCCGCAGGACUUUGCCAAAAAAACAAUCGGCAGGUCCAGGAAUCUAAGGCUCAUUAAGCAGAACAUUCAGGGUCUAGAUUAGUGCAGCCAAUCUCUGAACUUGACACUUCAUUUUAAUUAACUAUUUCCCAUGAUUGUUAUUUUUGUAUUCUAGCUACUUACUUGGAUUAACUCUUGCUGCCCUGUAUUGGAUAUGAACUUGGACUUCCUAAUGUUCCUUAUGCCUGCUAUUCUGUUAUUUGUGGACUCUCCUGAUUAUUUGACUUGGUCUUGCUUCUGUGUACAUAUGUCAAUUUAAGCUUGGACAUAUAUUCUGUCUACCUGGAAUGGACUCUUGACUCAUUUGUGUCUCUCUGGAUUAUCAAAAUCGCCAGACAGUGGCUACUCCACAGAUGCUACCAAGAACUACUUAGCAGCGAAGUCCAUAUCUCUGUAUAUGAGUUAAACAGAGAAAACAUAUUAACUCUUAGUCCCUACUAACCAGAGAGACCAGAGCAAAAAUGACAGUGGAAGUGUAAAUGUGUGAGAGUAGUCACAAUUAAAUUUGGAUCUGCAUUGUAAGAUCUACUAACCAUUUAGCCACCUUAAUAGUGUCUAUAAGUUACUAAUGGCUGUCUAUAUGAAGUAUAUGUGAAUGAUCACGAAUAACUAAUAUACCAAUGGGAUAACCUGUGUUCAUUUGGAUUUGUAUGGACUGAUAGGCUAUGUUUGGAUGGACACUGCCAUAGGAAUAAACAGUCUAAUGUUUGGAUAGGGUGGUGCUGAAAGCUACAUACUGAAGUGCUAUAUAACAGUCUGAAGGGACUAUAUAUGGAACAUACAUUUUCUACUAAUCAGCAGAAAAGCUACCAGCAUAUGUUGGAAGUUUAUUCAAAGUGUGAAAUGUAUAAAUUGUAGAUAUGCUGGUAGCUGAAUAGGCUAGUGCUUAUUUUUGUAAAAGUUGUUUAGAGAAACCGUUUUUUAGAAGAUUAAAUAAAAUUGAUACGUUUUAAUGUCACAGUAUAAUGUCAGAAAAAACACCAAAAUGAUCAAUUUGAAAUAAAUAGCAUGUGCUUCGGAAAAGCAGAUGUAAUCUCUGUUUGAGGCAUUAAAAGUAUGCCAAGCCUUUACUUAUUCAUGGGAGAAAAGGAGCCUAAUAAAGUAAUGUCCCAGUUUAAUUUGAAAGAAUAUUUGCAGGUCCUCAGUGGAGGAUCUAAAGCUUCAACUGAACCUUCAAAAUACGUUCCAGGAAAGAAACAGGUGUAGAAAGAAUGCCAAACACUAAGACAUUUAUCAGCCAAUCAGAUUGCUUCUUUUAUUUUUGAAAAGGACACAAAAAAAUGAAAGAAGUGAUCUGAUCUGACCAGAUCUUAAAAGGUAUCUGACACUUUCGGUCACCUGGCUUGAAAUUCCUAAGUCUAGCAGAACAAUUGUACACUUUCAGUCUCUUGGGUUCUCUGCAGGUGUUCCUUCACUAUUGGCAUCAUCUUAAAAAUUAUUUCCUGCAUUUGUGCAACAUGAUCAAUUACACUUUUAUAUGGGGUAGCUUCAGUCUCCCAAGUCUUCGUAGCACCAUCAAGCAAGCCCCGAGGGUGUCUACCAUACAACAAUUAAAAUGGUGAGAACCCUGUAGAGGCCUAAGGAACUUCCCUGAUCGAGAACAACAUUUGUGGGAACAUACUGUCCCAAUCUUUACCAUCUUUGUCAACAUCUUUUUUCAACAUGAAUUUCAAGAUCUUACUAAACCUCUCUACCAGCCCGUCAGUUUGUGGAUGGUAUACAGAAGUUCUCAAUUUUUAUUACAUAGUUCUUUCAUCACCUUGGACAUAAAUUAGGUACCUUGGUCUGUUAAGAUAUGUUUGGGAAGAACAUAUGAAACAACUCACAGUAUUUCUCAAAGGAAUCGCCUCUGGUUGUCAGGUAGCACAAUUUAGAAUUACCAAAAUAUAUCAAAGGGGGAUCUUAAUCAAAACCUGUCCAUAGGAAAGUUGCAGAGUUGCUCAUAGCAACCAAUCAGAACAAUUUUUCAGAGACCUUUUCAAAAUUGAAAGAAGCAAUCUGAUUGGUUGCUAUGGGCAACUCAGCAACUUUUCCUCUGGACAGGUUUUGAUAAAUCGCCCCUAUAUCUCUGGCAAUCCUGUCAAAUGGCACCUCAAUGACAGGGAGGGGAACCAAAGUGCUCAUGAAAUGAAACAGACACUGAAACCUUUAACUGACUGGGAGUACACAUUUUACAUUAGUUUUCAUUUUCUUUAAACCUGGGCAAUAGAACAUCUGAAAAAUUAUGCUCCAUGGUCUUCUCUGUAACAUCUGUCUUAUCUGCAGUGUCUCGACCAUGGUACAAAGUUGUGACCAAAAUGCCCCCUCCAUGCAUCUCUAUUGGAGAGCCAGAGAUACCCGAACGCUGUAUCUCCUGCCCCUCCCAUAGAAAUGCAUGGAGGGGGCGUGUUGGUCACAGCUUCGUGCCAUGGUUUACACACUGCAUUCAUGCAGAGAGCUUGGGCACACAAAACCACUGGGAAAGAGCUUAUCACUUAUCUACUGAAAUACAGAAAAUUUGUGCCAAAGAGGACCAUCAUUCAUUGCCUCUGGUGUGUAUUAUGGGUGAUGGUCACCUAGAUAUUUUAUACUCUUACACUCUGCCUCUUGUUUGGUAUUAAGAUUAGUAUGCUGUACAAAAAUUCAUGUGAAAAGUACAUUUGUUAACACACGUGGAUCAACCAAAAUGUUAAGGAGUAGAAAGAGAAAUAUUUAAGUACUGAAAUCAGGAUUGGACUGGGGUGCCUAGGGCCCUCCUACAGAACUGACUCUGCGGACCCACUGUAAAGGUACCCACCCUUUUAUAGACCUUCAGCAUGCAGCAAAAACAUCACAAAGUUACCAUGAUUUGCACAAAAAAUUGCACUUUUGACACAAUUUUGUGAAAAUCGCUGAGACAUUUUUCUGAACUAUUCAGGGGUCCACCGCGGGCUCCACCUGUUUCCC
Hyla sarda is the source of this 6319-nucleotide messenger RNA. It is a transcript of the gene CFAP90, whose product is annotated as cilia and flagella associated protein 90. The transcript has 5 exons. The coding region runs from base 90 to 617 and encodes 175 amino acids. The record is from RefSeq and is a predicted model, not a curated record. NCBI's taxonomy places the organism in Eukaryota, Metazoa, Chordata, Amphibia, Anura, Hylidae.